AUGUCUAGUCAACCGAUAUCCAGACAUCGGAAGCAGCACUUUCCUCGUUUAGAACGUCGAAAAUUAAUUACUCCUCUAUCUCAGAAUCUCCCUCUCCAAGAAUAUGAUUCAGAUGAAGAUCCAGUUUAUAUUUCUAAACAUCCACGAAGUUCAUUAAUAUCCACUAGUCAUAAACCAUUCCGUCCAGUCAAAACAGAUUCAAAAGAUACCAAUGGAUCGUCUGGUCGUCCUGACAAACGUGCUAGAGAUGAACACAAUGAACAAGAACGUAGUCGUCGACGUGAACUUGCUGUUAUUUAUGAAUUGAUUCGAUGUAGUUUUUCAAAUGAUGAUUUACGAUAUCUUGGUCAUUGUAAUGGUCCUAAAUCAGUUGAUAAACUAUCAUAUCCACAAGUUUUACAAAUAGCCUACCAAUUAUUACGUGAAGAACAGCAUAAUUUGACUUUAUUUGAAAAAUCUUUAAAUGAUUUGAAAUUAAUUGAAAAAGAAUUUGUCCGUGCCGGUCUCCCAGUACCUGAAAGGCCUAAAUGUCCUUAUAUAUUAGAUACUUAUCGAAAAAUGGUUCAACUUGUCGAUAAUUUACUACGUCAUGACAAACUUGCUCGAUCUGUUGAUGGUGUUUAUGAGGUGACUCCUGCAGAACGUGCAGCUAUCGGUGAUCAAGAAAUGUCAUUUCUUUUACCACGUUCACAUCAUACAUCUACUAGUACUAGUAAUACAACAGAUUAUUCCGAUCGAAUCAGAGGACGAAGAUCGUUUAACCUUAUCAAUCGGUCAAAUUAUACUGAUAAUUAUUUAGAACGAGAUGAUACAAGGAGUUGUUUUUCUAAUUGGUCAAAUGUUUCUGCAACUCAAUCCAAAUUCAAACGCUCCUCUUCUUCCGCGUCUCUUGAUUAUGGCGCAGAGGAUGACACUGACUCAAAUCUCUUACCACCUACACCUCCUUCGAUUAAUCAUCUGUGUAGUACUACUUCUACUUGUAAUAACGAUAUUAAUAAUAAUAAUAGUAGCAACCAAUGGUUAGGUAAUCCUGAAUUCCUGGAUAUUUUAUCCGAACUCAAAGAAGAUCCUGAUAGCAGGAAUGAAUUUGAAACACCAACUGAAGAAAUUGAUGAUGAUGUAGAUGUUGAUGGUCUUUUGUUGAAUUUCAUCUCGGAUGAAACACUUAACUAA
This is a messenger RNA of Schistosoma mattheei, 1173 nucleotides long. Lineage: Eukaryota; Metazoa; Platyhelminthes; Trematoda; Strigeidida; Schistosomatidae. The record is from the annotation of a GenBank genome assembly.